Molecule: messenger RNA, 1918 nt
Organism: Zychaea mexicana
Lineage: Eukaryota; Fungi; Mucoromycota; Mucoromycetes; Mucorales; Lichtheimiaceae
Product: T-complex protein 1 subunit gamma
Exons: 8
Coding region: 124-1767 (547 amino acids)
Biological process (GO): protein folding
Cellular component (GO): chaperonin-containing T-complex
Molecular function (GO): ATP hydrolysis activity; ATP binding; ATP-dependent protein folding chaperone
Source: RefSeq, a predicted model, not a curated record
ACGUGCAGCGGGACCUGAAUCCAGUCGAAAAAAUAUGAACACGCGUUGGCAGCGCAGACCUGGGGACGAAACUUGACAUCUCGAACUCCAUCGUUCUUUUCUUUAAAAAACUUGAUACCAAACAUGCAAGCACCCGUCCUUGUUAUGAACACCAACAUGGAACGAGAGCAGGGUCGUAAGGCUCAGCUCUCCAACAUUACUGCAGCAAAGACUGUUGCUGAUGUUAUCCGCACAUCGCUCGGUCCACGGUCCAUGCUCAAGAUGUUGCUCGAUCCUAUGGGUGGUAUUCUUUUGACGAACGAUGGUAAUUCCAUUCUUCGUGAGAUCGAAGUAGAUCACCCUGCUGCCAAAAGUAUGAUUGAACUUUCCCGGACACAAGAUGAGGAAGUUGGUGAUGGCACUACGAGUGUUAUUAUCCUUGCUGGUGAAGUUCUUGCACAGGCAUUGCCUCACAUUCAAAACAACAUUCAUCCUAUCAUUAUCAUCAGCGCAUUUAAGAAGGCUCUCGAAGACGCAUUGCAAAUUGUCGAGGAAAUCUCUACACCUGUCGAUGUCAACAACACCGAAGAAAUGUUGAAGCUCAUCAAAUCAUCAAUUGGUACAAAGUUCGUCAGCACGUGGAGUGAAUUGAUGUGCAAGCUUGCAUUAGACUCUGUCCGAACUGUUGCUAAGGAAGGUGAAAAUGGCCGUCGUGAAGUUGAUAUCAAGCGAUAUGCCCGUGUCGAAAAGAUUCCCGGUGGUGAAAUUGAAGAAUCCCGAGUGUUGGAUGGCGUUAUUCUCAACAAGGACGUCACUCAUCCCAAGAUGCGUCGACGCAUCGAAAACCCACGUAUCAUCUUGCUCGAUUGCCCUCUUGAGUACAAGAAGGGUGAAUCUCAAACCAACAUUGAAAUUUCCAAGGAAGCCGACUGGAACAGAAUAUUGCAGAUCGAAGAAGAGCAAAUCAAGACCAUGUGCGACAAGAUCAUUGAGCUCAAGCCUGAUAUGGUGCUCACUGAGAAGGGUGUUUCAGACUUGGCCCAGCACUACUUUGUCAAAGCAAACAUCACUGCCAUCCGUCGUGUGCGCAAGACUGACAACAACCGUAUUGCACGUGCUGUCGGUGCUACUAUUGUCAAUCGCGUCGAUGAUCUUCGGGAGUCGGAUGUGGGCACCAAGUGCGGUCUCUUUAACAUUGAAAAGAUCGGUGACGAAUACUUUACUUUCUUGACCAAGUGCGAGGAUCCCAAGGCCUGCUCUAUCAUUUUGCGCGGUCCUAGCAAGGAUAUCAUUGCCGAAGUUGAGCGUAAUUUGCAGGAUGCCAUGUGCGUUGCUCGCAACGUCUUCUUCAAUGCCAAGUUAGCUCCUGGUGGUGGUGCUACUGAGAUGGCAGUAUCCGUCAAGUUGGAAGAAAAAGCCAAGUUGUUGGAAGGUGUUGAACAGUGGCCUUACCGCUCUGUGGCAGAGGCCAUGGAGGUUAUUCCCCGGACGCUUGUCCAAAACUGUGGUGGCAAUGCUAUUAAGAUCUUGACACAGCUACGCGCCAAGCAUGCAAAUGGCGAGCACACCUUCGGUAUCGAUGGUGAAUCUGGCAAGGUCGUUGACAUGAAUGACUACGGUAUUUGGGAACCUAGUGCAGUCAAGGUCCAAACCAUCAAGACCGCCAUCGAGUCUGCAUGCCUGUUACUGCGUGUCGACGAUAUCGUAUCCGGUCUCUCGAAGAACAAGGGUCAGCAAGGUGGAAUGAGUGCCGAGCAGGCUCAGGAAAUGGCUGAGAUGCAACAAUAAGUUAGCAGUAGGGUUGUGUAAAAAAGUAGUAUUAGAUGCAUUAACAAAAAAAAAGUUGGAAUUUAUGAACUUAAAAAAAAGAACAACGCAACGAAUUUCUGCAUUUUACUUUAAAAGUUCAGCCCUGCUCAUCCAUCUUGCAGCUGCGUGG